AUUGGGUCGUCGGCCCAAGCCAUCGCACGAUGGACAGUCUUUAAAUAAGAGAUAACUUCCGUUGAACCUUUUUUUGAUAUAAAAAUAAAAAUUUACGUGGUCGAGAUUCGAGAAAGUUCGAAGAUAAUUUAUUUGUUUAUCUCCCUCCUCAUAUUCCGGGUUUUCAUUUUUCACUCCAAGAACCCUAAUUCGCAAACCCUAGUUCUUCUAUUCCUCUAUCUGCAAAUCAAUUUUGCGAGAUUAUUCACAUAGGAUCCCUAAAUUAUGGUUUCCAGAAGGGCCGCCGUCAACGAAAUCGAUGGCGCAAGUCCUGGUAAAAUUUUUAUUGGGGGCUUAGCUAAAGAAACAUCUCUUGAUACGUUCACGAAGUACUUUGAAAAGUAUGGGGAGGUGAUUGACAGUGUAAUAAUGAAAGAUCGACAAACAGGUCGACCAAGGGGUUUUGGUUUCAUUACUUAUGCUGAUCCUUCCGUUGUUGAUACUGUCAUCAAAGAGGACCAUAUUAUUAAUGAUAAGCAGGUGGAAAUCAAAAGGACAAUACCUAAAGGUGCUGCGCAAUCAAAUGAUUUUAAGACUAGGAAGAUCUUUGUUGGUGGUAUUCCAGCUACCGUGACAGGAGAUGAACUAAAGGAGUUCUUCUCGAAGUUUGGCAAGGUUUUGGAACAUGAGAUCAUACAUGAUCAUGCUACUAAACGUUCUCGAGGAUUUGGGUUUGUUGUUUUUGACAACGAAAAAGUUGUUGAUGAUAUUUUGGCUAAUGGAAACAUGAUCGAAAUGAAUGGCUCAAGGGUUGAGAUCAAGAAGGCUGAACCAAAGAAAGCCUCAAACCCAGCUUCAGGUUCUGCAUUUGGUAGUGACUCUAGGGCACGUGCAUAUGGAGAUAGUUUCCGAGGAUACCCUGAUACAUAUAGUGGAUUUGGAAGUGGUUAUAGUUCUGCACCCUAUAGGGCAUAUGGAGGCUUUUCUAGAUUUGGUGAUUACAAUGGAUAUGGAGGUGGAGAAUAUGGUGGUGGUUAUGGUGGAGCUGCUAGUAUGGCUGGUUACCGUGGUGAUUCAUCCUAUGGCUACUCUAGCCGCUAUGGCUCUUAUGGUGGAGCUUUAGGUAGUGGUCUAGGAGGAGGGAUGUUUGGUAGAGGUGAUGCUUACGGUGGUGGUAGUGGUUCAGGACCUGGUGCUGGGUAUGGUUCAGGGCCUGGUGCUGGGUAUGGUUCAGGGCCUGGUGCAUAUGGUGGAGCUGGAGCCAUGUACGGACAUAGGGCAGGCUAUAACAGUAGUCGUUACCACCCGUAUUCACGAUAGACAUCAGUAAGAGCCUUACCAUGAUAGGUGCAGUGUCGUUUCUCAGCAUUUUAAGGAUUUAAAGCAAGAUACAAUCCAGCCUUGCUAGAUCAAUAUUGGGACAUUGCAUUAGUUCAUCGCUUCUUUGUUUUACUGAUAGUGUGGGACAUUGCAUUAGUAUUUAGCAUUGUUUUGUAUUCUUGGUUCCGUAGUUGGUUCAGAUUGUCGUUGUGAUCAAACUUAGCGCGCUGGCUUUGAUUCUAUUAAUACUUGGUGUAGUUUGUUGCAAUGCUCGACAAUUUUCUCAAUAUAUAGUAUUUAACCAACAGACAAUGUUAACUGUU
Messenger RNA from Amaranthus tricolor (Joseph's coat), 1622 nucleotides. RefSeq lists its product as uncharacterized. The transcript has 6 exons. NCBI's taxonomy places the organism in Eukaryota, Viridiplantae, Streptophyta, Magnoliopsida, Caryophyllales, Amaranthaceae. Gene Ontology annotation, cellular component: nucleoplasm. The coding region runs from base 265 to 1299 and encodes 344 amino acids. Gene Ontology annotation, biological process: regulation of gene expression. The record is from RefSeq and is a predicted model, not a curated record. Gene Ontology annotation, molecular function: RNA binding.